Messenger RNA from Alternaria rosae, 642 nucleotides. RefSeq lists its product as uncharacterized. The annotation marks the transcript as partial. The record is from RefSeq and is a predicted model, not a curated record. Lineage: Eukaryota; Fungi; Ascomycota; Dothideomycetes; Pleosporales; Pleosporaceae. The transcript has a single exon.
CUUCCAGGCAUCCUUAUACCAUAUGAGAUUCGAAAGUCUUUGCUACAAUACCUAUCCGCAUAUGAUGUUGCAAAACUCGAUGAGUGCCUAGGACACGUCUUAGACUCUCGGGAACGGGCUAUCUAUCUAGAUCCAAUGCGUGAUCUAUUUUGGGACGUGGCCGAGAUACAAACCCUGUUGCGGGCUGGAAUGGAGUUUGUCUUACUAGGCAACGACACUUCAGCUCUUGAGCAGAGGCUUCACGAUACAAAAAGCUACUCGAAGAGAUACAGCAAGCGAAAGCUCCACAUUUCUGUAAUCGGCUUCUUCUCCUUUCGAGGCCAGGACUCCCACACAUUGGAAAGACUAAUGGGGUUUAGUAUCGAUGAGGCUCCGAACAACGUCCGCAUGCUUAUAGACAUUUACCAUCUAAAGAGAAUGCGGGUAUCAUAUGGUUUAAAUUCCAUGAGAAAGUUUAUGAUUAGUUUUGGGGCCCCAAUUAUGUCCUCCAGGAAGGGAAACACUGGGUUUUGGUAUAAGGUUCCGAACACUCCGGAUGCAACUGUUGAACUGAGAGUGUACGUGCCCAGCUAUGAUGAUAGAGUAAAGGAACAAGCAAUGAUUUCCCGUCGAGAGAUGCUGCGGCUACACGGAUGUGUAUCU